AUGGAGGUGGGUAGGUGGCUGAGCAUCCCGGGCCCCCUCCCUAGCCAGUCUGGCGGCACCAUUGGCAGAGCACCCAAAGAGUGCCCGACGGUGGCCCCCCUGGGCUCAGGGGCCAGCAGGGUGGGCCCCGCGGCAUGUGAGUCCUGCAGUACCAGCAGGAAGCCGCUCGCUUGGGUGAUCCUGGCAGCCCUGAGUCUGGCAGCGAGUGAAUUGCAGCCCCCAGGGUGCCGGGACCGCGCCGUGCCGCAGGGGCAGUGGGUCCUGGUGCGGCCGACCAGCCGCCUGCGGAGGCACGCCACCAGACCCCUGUGCCCUGCCAGGAUGAAAUGGAUCGAGGGGGCUCGCCAGUGCUGUACCCUGUGUCCUGCAGGGACAUUCCUGCGCAGCCCCUGCUCGAGCCUCGGCAACGACAGCGUCUGCACCCCCUGUCCUGCCGGCACCUUCAGCGCCCAGCCCAACACCUUCUCCGAGUGCCAGGCUUGCUACGAGUGCGACCGCCAAGCUUUCCAGAGCGUGUUGAGCAACUGCUCGGCCACCAGCAACAUUGCCUGCGGCUGCGAGCCCGGCCGCUUCCGCGACUGCCUUGACGAGCGCUGCAGCGAGUUCUCCUGCCGGCAGUGCCAGCCCUGCACCGGGCGGCUCAUCCAGCGGCCCUGCUCGGAGGCCCAGGACGCGCUCUGCGGCAGCUGCAAGCCUGACUUCUAUGCCGAGGGCGGCGAGUGUCGGCCAUGCAGCGCGAGCAUCCCGGAGACGUGCGGCAAGGAGUGCCAGCGGGUGUGUGGUGGCAGCGGCGGCCAAGGCUCGGGGCUGGAGUACCUCCUGCUGGCGCUCACCGGGCCCCUCUUCCUGGGUGCCCUCGCCAUCUACCACAGGAGGAAGCGGCUCCGGCACGACGCCCUGGCAGACAGCCCCCUCCCCACGCCGCAGGCGGCCGCUCCCACGGCCGGGGCUGCGGCAGCGCCGUGGUACCAGGCUAUGUGGCCGUCCGCGGCGGAAGGAGGGUGCCGAGGCGCGUCCCAGUCCGUGGUGGGACCUGCCAGCCUCCUCCCGCCGUGA
Messenger RNA from Haliaeetus leucocephalus (bald eagle), 1056 nucleotides. RefSeq names its product tumor necrosis factor receptor superfamily, member 25 (gene TNFRSF25). The record is from RefSeq and is a predicted model, not a curated record. Lineage: Eukaryota; Metazoa; Chordata; Aves; Accipitriformes; Accipitridae. Bases 1 to 1056 code for a protein of 351 amino acids. Gene Ontology annotation, molecular function: protein binding. The transcript is spliced from 8 exons. Gene Ontology annotation, cellular component: plasma membrane.